Cryphonectria parasitica EP155 is the source of this 1190-nucleotide messenger RNA. RefSeq lists its product as uncharacterized. Lineage: Eukaryota; Fungi; Ascomycota; Sordariomycetes; Diaporthales; Cryphonectriaceae. The record is from RefSeq and is a predicted model, not a curated record. The transcript has 4 exons. The coding region runs from base 1 to 852 and encodes 283 amino acids.
AUGUCUCGGCUCAGAGACUCCCUCGCCGCCACGGCGCAGCCUCAGACGUCGUCACCAUUUUUCAACGACCUGCCCUGCGAGAUUCGGCAAAAGAUAUACCAACACCUCUGGGAUCUAUACGACACAAGAUGGCAUGUCCACUCGUUCGGCAACCAGGUUGUCCCAGUCUUCCCCUGCAACACCCACUCAGGUGAAGACGACGUACGAAUACGAACACAUGUUCCCGCCGCUCUUCUUGUAUGCAAGCAAAUGUAUCUCGAAAGUGUCGACGAGCUGGAGAGCGUCCUUACCUUCUGCUUUACGGAUAUCAUCGUCGCCCGAGACUUCCUCGUCAAACACGCGCCCAGUAGGAACAUCCGCAACAUCGACAUCAGCUUGCGCGUCAAGCCCUUGAUUACCGAGUUGUAUUUCCCGGGCCCGGAUGGCAAAUUGCAGCCACAUAUCAGCGGCCUAAGUGUCACGUCCAAGAAAAACCCUUGGGAGGAUCUGUGCCGCCGUCUAUCCAUGCUGCCAUCUCUUCGCUCGCUCCAUCUCCGUCUUGACUCCGAGGACCUCCGGCCCUGGCACAAGCGUGUCAACGAGAAGGCUUUCUUCAAGCAGCUGUCGCACGCCAAGGCACGCGAGUUCGUCCUUUACCUGCCGGAUCUUCCGGAGCAUCCGGAACUUCAAGGCCUUCCUGGCUGCUAUCUCGACAGCGACGUCUCCGAUGAUGGUGGCGCACCCUUCACGGUCAAGAGAGGACCGCGUCCAAACAACUGGCAGCUUCAUCUGUCCAGGAUAUCACAUACUCUUCCAGAGAACUGGAGCCACUCCUUAUGGAAUCAAGUCCGUGACAAGGUAUGGGCCGCAUAGCAUAAGUUUAUGAUAACAGCUUGUAAAAACAUGGGAACACUCUUACGACUAUCGAUUCUCGCCUCGCAGGAGCUGCCCAGCGUAUAUUUGUACUGACACAGUCGCAUCAAUACCUAUUACGAGAACAUGAGCAAAAGGGGAAGAUUAACCACCAAAGAAACACCCUGAAGAGAGCUACUUGACCACGAUUUCAUUUUGGUCUGAUGGGUAUCUUCCUCCCAAUCAACCAUGAUGGCCUUACCAUUUCAUACAUUAGAACAUUUCCAUAGGGCACUGUUGAGGGAAUUGGUUUCAUUAUAUCAAUCUUAGUCAUCAGAUGAAAUAUAAAUUCUGUCAAU